Exophiala bonariae is the source of this 1266-nucleotide messenger RNA. RefSeq lists its product as uncharacterized. The transcript has 2 exons. Bases 1 to 1266 code for a protein of 421 amino acids. NCBI's taxonomy places the organism in Eukaryota, Fungi, Ascomycota, Eurotiomycetes, Chaetothyriales, Herpotrichiellaceae. Gene Ontology annotation, molecular function: catalytic activity. The record is from RefSeq and is a predicted model, not a curated record.
AUGGCCGAACCAGGUAUGGGGCAAACCAACCAUCGGGCCAGCGAUAGCCUGGAAGGUCGUCUGUUGCCUGACCUCGACCCCUCUACACUUUCUGUUAGCACACCACUGUCUCUGGUUGUCGGAACUGGCUUCUCUGUGUAUAAGAACAGCAUAAUUCCUGCCAUCAAAGCUGCACAGAAAGAGGUCAUCCUGGUAACGUGUUUCUGGGCCAAGUCUGAAACCCUCACCCUUAUCAAUGAUGCACUUCGGCACUUGUCGGAGAAAGCAUCAGCAUCCUUCUCCAAGAUAUCUUAUGGUCAGAACUACCCACCUGCGACUUGGAGCAAGCUUGGAUUGCCUCAACAAGAUGAGCUCCCUGGGCUGAACAUCACUAUCAAACGCAAAUUUUUCUGGCCGCUGGGUAUCAUCCAUUCCAAGUAUGUGAUUGUUGAUCGCGAAAUUGCCGUGUUUCCAUCGUGCAAUGUGUCUUGGGAACGAUGGUUUGAGGUAGCAGUGUCGGUGUGUGGACCUGCCGUCGAAGAUUUGCUCUCUUUCCACAUGGACUUUUGGGACAGGGGGCGCCCUUUCCCUUCCAUGCAGUCCUCGCCACAGCAGUUGAAUAUCGGAGCUUUGGUACAUCAGGGACCAGCAGUAGCAGUCUUCAGCCAUCUUCACGUGGACACCACCCUCUUGCCAUCACCACAUACGCCGAGCUAUCUUCCAAAUCAUCUCCAUCCACGCUCAAUGUUAGGAAAUCUACCUUGUUUCCCCGGCAUUCCUCACAGUUUUCCAUCGACUCCAUUACUAAGCAAGACACACCAUCUCUUAUUCACGGCAAAAUCGUCGAUCAUCAUGCUCACCCCAAACCUAACGGAACCCGUCGUCAUCAAUGACCUCGUCCAAGCGAUGGAAAGAGGUGUUGAUGUUCAUAUUUGGACGAAUCGAAAGCUCAUGACCAUGGAGCAGAUAGUAACUGCCGGUACAACUACUCCGAGAUGUGUGCGCAAUUUGGCCCAGAGAACGAGAGGCUACAGAGGCUCAUUGACUACCCAAUUCUUCGAUGACGUCCUCGGAGCGCAGAGAGUCCAGGAGCAUGCAAAAGAACUCACUCCGAUCAAGUUACACUCGAAGGUGACUAUUGUUGACGGAGCCAAAAUAUUGCUCGGAAGUGGCAAUAUGGACGCUGCAAGUUGGAAGACGAGUCAAGAACUAGGCAUCUUCUUUGAAAGUAAGGACCUUGUGGAUGAAUUUAAGAAACUCUGGAAUUACGGGCCUCUUGACCGAUGA